Molecule: messenger RNA, 1065 nt
Organism: Alternaria viburni
Lineage: Eukaryota; Fungi; Ascomycota; Dothideomycetes; Pleosporales; Pleosporaceae
Exons: 2
Coding region: 1-1065 (354 amino acids)
Source: RefSeq, a predicted model, not a curated record
AUGGCUACAGCAAUCCUUCUCAACAAGCCAGCGCGUCUGAUCUUCUCCGCUAACAAUAAAGAGGCUGAAAAAGAUAUCAAGAAAGUGAUGAAGAAAUUGCAGUCGACCCUCGCAAAAGAUGUUGAUAAUCCAAUAAGAAUAUCCCUACAAAGAGAUAAAGAUGACCCAAUGGACGUUGAUCCAAUGGACGUUGAUCCAAUGGACUUGGAUCCAAUGGAAGUGGAUACGAGAGUCGGAUGGACAUAUGUCAACCACUCCAACAAGCGGAAACAGACCUACCAGGCCAUCGGGAAGGUAAACCAGGAGGGGAAAAAUCGUGUAAUGACGGAGGUCAUCAUUUUGGUCGACGAUACUGCGAUCUGGCAUAAGAAUCUCUUGGAAGCAACUCUCCCAGCUUUCAAUGACCCAGAAGUAGGACUCGUCGGUACGCACAAGUCGGUUGUAUACCAGCGUCUUGAUACUUCGCCUCCGCAACCCGGAGACGAUGAGCCAGCCACACCUUCUGCAUUCGAUACGGCUCAAACGCAAGAAUAUUUUCCCGAACAAGAAAUACUGCAACCCGAAAAUAGUCACAGGCCUGAGGAUAUGGGCUGGUUGGAGUACUGCGUACAAUGGUAUUGGGCAGGCAUGUGGAACACCAUGGGCGCGCUAUAUCUUAUGCGCCACAGCUACGAGACAGAGGCAUCUAAUACCGCUGAUGGUGGUGUUUUUGCCGUGUCUGGUCGAACCAUGCUCGUCCUGGCUGAAAUAGUACAAGAUGCAAAGUUUAAAAAGGAGUUUUUAGAGGAAUAUGUUGGGGGCAGCGUCUUCACAUGGCUGGCAUGGCUUACCAGUUGGCAUGUCCCGUUAGCGGGAUAUUUACUCGCUGGAUUCAAGAGUAUUGGCCUAACGGAAAAGGGAGUCGGGCCAUUGCUUGCAGAUGACGACAAUUUCAUCACACGAUGGGUCAUUGACCAUGGGCAUAGCAUCAAGAUCCAAUCUUCGCCUGAAGCAACCAUGUCCACGUCGCUGGGAAACACCAGUGCAAACGCUGGAGUCGCACGACGUUUCGACAAAACCCAAUAG